Messenger RNA from Leopardus geoffroyi (Geoffroy's cat), 2476 nucleotides. It is a transcript of the gene WDR45B, whose product is annotated as WD repeat domain 45B. Lineage: Eukaryota; Metazoa; Chordata; Mammalia; Carnivora; Felidae. Gene Ontology annotation, cellular component: phagophore assembly site membrane; extrinsic component of membrane; cytosol. The record is from RefSeq and is a predicted model, not a curated record. The transcript has 10 exons. Gene Ontology annotation, biological process: protein lipidation; autophagy of mitochondrion; nucleophagy. Bases 188 to 1222 code for a protein of 344 amino acids. Gene Ontology annotation, molecular function: phosphatidylinositol-3,5-bisphosphate binding; protein binding; phosphatidylinositol-3-phosphate binding.
UCCCUCACCGCCCUGGCCCGGCCCAGGUGGAUGCGCUCGGCGCUCCGCGGCUCCCUGGCUGCGCACGCACGCACGUCCGCCCCUCGCUUCCGGCGCGGUGGCCUCCGCCGGGCAGACGGGACCCCAGCGCCCGGCCUCCCCGAGGACAUGCGGCGCUGAGAAGCGGCGGACCCUUCGCGGCGGCGCCAUGAACCUCCUGCCGUGUAACCCUCACGGCAACGGGCUGCUCUACGCCGGCUUCAACCAGGACCACGGAUGCUUUGCAUGUGGGAUGGAAAACGGAUUCCGGGUCUAUAACACUGAUCCACUGAAAGAAAAAGAGAAGCAAGAAUUUCUAGAAGGAGGAGUCGGCCAUGUUGAAAUGUUGUUUCGCUGCAACUAUUUAGCCUUAGUCGGUGGUGGGAAAAAGCCAAAAUACCCUCCUAACAAAGUGAUGAUCUGGGAUGACCUGAAAAAGAAGACUGUUAUUGAAAUAGAGUUUUCUACAGAAGUCAAAGCAGUCAAACUACGGCGAGAUCGAAUUGUGGUUGUUUUGGACUCCAUGAUUAAGGUGUUUACAUUUACACAUAAUCCCCAUCAGUUGCACGUCUUUGAAACCUGCUAUAACCCUAAAGGCCUCUGCGUCCUGUGCCCCAACAGUAACAACUCCCUCCUGGCCUUCCCGGGCACCCACACGGGCCACGUGCAGCUCGUGGACCUGGCCAGCACCGAGAAGCCGCCCGUGGACAUUCCUGCCCACGAGGGCGUCCUGAGCUGCAUUGCUCUCAACCUGCAGGGAACAAGAAUCGCAACCGCAUCUGAGAAAGGGACCCUUAUAAGAAUAUUUGAUACUUCAUCAGGGCAUUUGAUCCAGGAACUGCGAAGAGGGUCCCAAGCAGCUAAUAUUUACUGCAUCAACUUCAAUCCAGAUGCGUCCCUCAUCUGCGUGUCCAGUGACCACGGCACAGUGCACAUUUUUGCUGCCGAAGAUCCAAAAAGGAAUAAACAGUCCAGUCUGGCCUCAGCCAGUUUCCUUCCAAAGUACUUCAGUUCCAAGUGGAGUUUUUCCAAGUUUCAGGUUCCCUCAGGCUCUCCGUGCAUCUGUGCCUUUGGAACAGAGCCAAAUGCCGUCAUCGCGAUUUGUGCAGACGGCAGCUACUACAAAUUCCUAUUCAACCCCAAGGGGGAGUGCAUCCGGGACGUCUACGCGCAGUUUCUAGAAAUGACCGAUGACAAGCUGUGACUCUCCGUCAGGAGUGCAAUCAACAGCCACGGCCGACCGCCGCCAAAGCGCUGAGUGUGCCCUUCAGACUCCCGGGGCUGGUGCCGGCGGCAGGACUGCCCGGGGACCUUGGUCCUGAAGCCAUUCUGUGGUUGUCUGUUUUCCUGAGCAGGGCUUCCCAUUUCCAGUAUUAAAGAAGGAAUAAUCAUCGAGGCAGCGUAGACACUCACGUGGCCGUGAGCAGCCGGGGCCCGGCUGCUGGCCUGUUUCCUUUAGUUCAGCUGUGAUGCUUUCGUGCUUCCGCCGCGCCCCCCCCCCCCCCCGCCUCUUCCCCCCGUGCACCUGGGGGCUCCGUACACACAUAGGGACUGGGUUGAGAAAACGGUGGACAAAUCGAAAUUUGUUUUGGCAACAGAUUCCAUCAUUUUUACUGAGUCUGUAGUGGGGAAAUGAGCAACUGUGUAAAUGUUAGUUCUUACAUUACAACCAGAUUUUUCAAUAGAAUAAUAAUACCAGCAGCUUGCCUUAGAAAAGGAGAAGGGGAUUCCUUCUCCUGUCUGAACACGAAGAGACACAGCCGUGUUGGAGAACACAGGGUGGGCAUCUCCCUGUGAGCCCGCGUCCUGGUCUCCGUGCCUGUCGUGAGCCUGUGGCGUGGCUGUGCGCGUGCUUGUGCCCGCGUCCCUGUCUUUCUGUCGGGAUGGAGGCGGGAGCAGCGCACUGUGUGUGCCCUGCGGUCUCCUGCGUGUCCCUCUUGUGUGUCGGGAGCAGUAACGUGUAGACUUUCAGAAUCAGUCCCCGAGAAAAGCGUCACGGAAUCCGGAGGAGGUGGAGGGAAGCGUUGGGCAUCUGGGCAAAGCAGGCCUCGUCUGGGCAGGAGCAGGAGACCCUGGCCGUCGCCUCGGGUCGGUCGGUCGUUGGGGAGAGUAGCAGUACACUAACGGGAAGGAAAGGCACGCGGUACCGUUUUCCAACGUGGUAACUAACACAGGUUAUGGGCUCUAUGUUGUUAGUACUCCCAGAAGGAUGUAUUUAAUUUGCUGAAAUUCCCUUUCAAGAAACCUAACUUCACGGUUCUGAUUUCAGGUAGCAAACGUCUGCGGGAGCAGCUCUCUGUUCUGCCUGUUCUUUUACUGUCAUGUAAUCAACUAACUUUGUAUGUGGGUUUCAGUGUAAAGUAUGCAUGUUAUACUUUUGUGUGUAUUUAAUCAUGAAAUUUAAUUUUGCACUUAUUUGUAAUGUUUCUUUUAAAUAAAAGUGACUAAUUUUGUCGUA